AUGUUUAAUAAUGUUGGUCGUCUGCUAGUAUCAGAAGCGACGUGCACUUCUCAAAUCCGUCUGCUAGGUAGACGAGCUCCUAAACAAGGAAAACCGCCUAUAUUACCUCCCUCAAAAAAGGUGUUAUACCACGUUGUACACGUGCCUUGGCAGAAGCCUCAGGAUGUUCAAGAGCUUCUUUGGAGGAGAUUAGUUUACAACAACGCCGUCACCUCCUUGAGAAAAGUUUUCCAAGCUGAAAUGCAACAAAAGGAAAACGCCGGAAUGGGACUCGAUGCAAUGAGAGAAGCGGAAGAGAAUGAGUUGAAUGACUUGAUAAAGCAGAAUGAGGAAAACAACAGAAAAAAAGCUGAUUUGAGAAAACUUCGUGAACAGAGUGAAUGGAAAGAAACACAAGCUAUGAUCUUAAAUGAGAUAGAAGAAACAUUGCAAAAGCAGGCUGAGGCGAAAGAAUCAGCUGCUAAAGAGGUCCGUGCUGCUAUCGAGAGAAGUCAUAGCUUUGUCACGAAGGAUAACUUGCUGGAAAGUAUCACAAAUGCCUUGGAAAACCCUGUAGUGUACGACUUUGCAAUUAACAAAAUUGGAGACAAGUUCUUCGACCCCACACCUGUGAAAUAUCAGGAAGGUACCCCUACUCGUCAGAAAGGUCGAUUAUAUGACCGAACUCUGGGUGGACCUCAAAAUAUUUAUGCUCCUAAAGGGGAUGUGUCUGAAAAUCAGAAUUCGCCCUCUUCAUGA
Auanema sp. JU1783 is the source of this 738-nucleotide messenger RNA. Lineage: Eukaryota; Metazoa; Nematoda; Chromadorea; Rhabditida; Rhabditidae. The record is from the annotation of a GenBank genome assembly.